GAUAUUUUCAUUCCAAUUAAGAAAAUGAAAAGAUACUGAUUAUUAUUAUCUUUUCUUUUUUUGUCAAGAAAAUACACAAGUUGUUAGAGUUGACACACGUUACUAUUUUGCCUAAUAUUCUCCAGGAAUUGCUGGAAGGAAGAUCCCAAACACCGGAUAGUAAGGAACAAUGCCUUGAAGACAUGAGCUUGGCACCACCACCAGCUAACCAUCAGGUAAGAGUGCACAAGUUGACCCUUCACAGGUUUUAUGGGGAAAGUUUCAACAAUGUCUAAUUCAAUUUAAUUUUCAGGAACCCAACAGCGAUGUGCACCACGGUUCUGCCCCACACAUCUCUGUAACGGAAAGUACUCCUGACAGAACCAGGAAGCUUGUGUUAACAGUCAACAAACUCCAGGUUCCUUCGGAGUACGACUGCUCCGAGUCCAUGAAGGAAGAAUUAGCCGAUAAACAACAAAAGUUAAUCAACACGAUCCGCCACGGUCAGCGAGGGCGCAUGGAAGAUCAACGCUGUUCGUUGAAACCCAACAGUAGAAGUGCUCCGUGUACACCAAACAACAGGGAAAGAAAAGUGUCUGAAAACCCAGGUCCAGAUUCUGAACUGUUUUUCAAUCUUUUGGCCAACACGCAGAGCCAACGGCUGGAUGACCAGCGGGUGUCUCUUCCGUCUGUACCAGGGUUACAGAAGGAAAACGCCUCAUCACCUGCAGUGACAGAUUCGAGCUAUCUAUGUUACAUGGUCUCUAAAGUCCAAGGUUCCAGAAUUGAUGACCAAAGGUGCUCGAUGCCUCAACUCCCAACCAAAGACACCCUGACCUCACCGGAAAAAAUCAAACCGUUGUCUGAUUCAUCCUCGACACGUUCGGCCUCUUUCAGUCCCAGCUCAAAUAUAGAGCGACCGAAGAGUAAGAAUAAAACUCCUCCAAAAGAGGGUUUGUUGCCAGAUGAACGGGAGGAUUUUUUUAACUUAGUCAGCCAGUCCCAGCGCAGUCGAAUGGAUGAGCAGCGAUGUGUCUUAAUGGCCAGUCCACAGUCCACCCCCAAACACAAACCUGGUUGGAGCACCGUUCCCACAGGACCUGGUUCUGAGACAUUUUUCACAAUGCUUGAAAACUGUCAAGGCAGACGGCUUGAUGAUCAGCGUGUGUCUCUCGUUACCUUACCUGGGAUACAGAAUGGAGGUUCAACAUCAACAUCAAACAAUGCAGAUGCAAGCUACUUAUGUUACAUGGUCUCAAAAGUCCAGGGGUCACGGAUGGAUGAACAGAGAUGCUCUGUGCCCCAAACCAUGAGGAAUGCUGGGAGCACAUCUGCUCAGCUCAAAGACCAAACUAGUGCAGACUCAUCUGAUACAGCUCCACGAAGGUCUCUGUCCUUUAACAAGGACAAUCCUGACAAACCUCGACAGGAAGCUUCCCCAACAGAGCAGGAACAGUUUCUCAAAAUGAUUAGCCAUGCACAAAGUGGACGUAUGGACGAGCAGCGUUGCUCCUUACAGACCAGUAGAAGUACACCCGCCACGCCCAUGCACGCAAGACAUGCUUUAAACAAUGAAACAGCAGGUGCAGAGGCGGAUGCAUUGUUCAAAGUCAUUGCCUCAAGUCAGGCAAAACGGCUAGAUGAUCAACGCGUGUCCCUUUCUACGUUGCCAGGAAUUGGUGUGAGUUCAGGAGCGAAAGGAAACUCAAAAGCUGCAGCCUCUGCUUGUCCACCAGUCAUCACUGUGGCUGAAAGUACACCAACUUCACCGAGGAAGAGUCGACCCGUCGUCUGCUCUCAAAAAAUCUUGCCAAAAUCUGCUUCAUUUAGUCCAGGAACAGAUUAUCAGAAGAAUCCUAAAUCUCCAGGACAGGUAACAUUGCAGUUAUCAUUCAGUUUUACACCACAACAGGCACAAGAGAGCGCUGAUCAACCAUGUUCAUUCCCAGAAGUCUACCUCACUCUUGGAGCCCCAGGAGAUCAUUUUGUGAUUCCCUUGAGCCAAGCACCUUGCAGACCUCUGUCCCUAAACUUAAAUCUUGUCCCUAAAGAGGACUUUAAGUCAAAACACCACUCUCCGAGCCACGCAAGUCCUAAGGGGUCUCGUUCUGGACCCUCAUCUCCAAACACAGUUACAACUAGAAAUGCCUCUCCUGCCACUCCAAGCCCACAUGAGCACAGGACACUUGUGAGCAGCCCUUUUACUCCAGAUGAAGACUGCUUCUCUCUGAUUGAGAAGAUACAUACAGCUCAUUUACAGAAUGUGAUGGCUCACGGAGGACAAAAGUGUAAAAAAGACCCUGGCAAGGGGAAGGAAAAAAUUGAACAAGAUAAAGGAAAAGGAGGUGGAAAGAAAGAUAGGAAGAAUGGCGGCAAUAAAUAAAAAUCAAUAUUAUAUCAUAAUAUUGUGAAUACAUUGGUUCAUUUGGUGGUAUUUUAAAGAGCAAAACAUUAUCAUGAACCUUUUUCAGGUGGCACUUGUACAUAAUGAGUAGCUCUUACAGGAAAAUUAGUUUAAAUUAUUCUGUUUUUAUUUAAUUUUUGAAUAUUAGUCACAUUUUCCCCAGUUAUUUCUCCCCUUUUUGGUAGAAGCAUUUAAAAUGUGUUUACAGUGUGUAUACGUCAGUGAGUAUU
Messenger RNA from Cynoglossus semilaevis (tongue sole), 2613 nucleotides. RefSeq lists its product as uncharacterized. The transcript is spliced from 12 exons. NCBI's taxonomy places the organism in Eukaryota, Metazoa, Chordata, Actinopteri, Pleuronectiformes, Cynoglossidae. Bases 428 to 2362 code for a protein of 644 amino acids. Gene Ontology annotation, molecular function: protein binding; guanyl-nucleotide exchange factor activity. The record is from RefSeq and is a predicted model, not a curated record.